Messenger RNA from Phytophthora sojae, 1275 nucleotides. RefSeq lists its product as hypothetical. The transcript has a single exon. The coding region runs from base 1 to 1200 and encodes 399 amino acids. The record is from RefSeq and is a predicted model, not a curated record. Gene Ontology annotation, molecular function: metal ion binding; lipid binding. NCBI's taxonomy places the organism in Eukaryota, Oomycota, Peronosporomycetes, Peronosporales, Peronosporaceae.
AUGGCGACUCCGACCACAAGUUUCCGUUCUUCCAGACCCAACUGCAGACACUCCAGCCACCCUCCCCCCAACCAACUGUCAAGCAGCCACUUCGGUCGAUCCCAAGGGCCCCCUCCUGACUCUGUCAUCCGCCUCUCGCCCGACCGGAAGGCGGAGAUGCUGCAGAGGACGCAGAAACUGGAGCGAGACGUGCUCGACUCCAUCGACCACGAGAGCUGGAAGCUGCGCAUGAACCAGAAGGGCAUCUCCUACUACGUGGACGACAGCGUCGGCAGGGGCCUCACUCGCUUCUGCUGUGUCGGAAGUACCGACGCCCCCGUGGCCGACAUCAUGGAGCUGUUUCUCGUCUCCAGCACCGAGUCGCUGCUCAAGAACGUGCGUAUCAUGUACCGCAACGUCAAGGAGGCCAAGAUCCUGUCGGUCGUGAAGCGCUCCACCCCCUUCACCCCUUUCCAUUCCGCCUACAUCCGCUACACGAGCUUCGACACGCCCAUGCUCAUGAGCGACCGCGACUUCUGCCUCUGUGUCUGCACCAACCUCAUCGAGCACGAGGACGGCUCCACUGUCGGCUACUGCCUCUGGGAGUCGGUGGACCUGCCGGAGUGUCCCGACCGGUCGGCCACCGACAAGAUCAUCCGCAGUAGGAUGUGGCGGUCCGGGUACGUCAUGAAGAACUCGGGCAAACCGAACGCGUUGACGAAGGUGCGGUACAUCAUCGGCGUAGAGAUCGGGGGCUUCGUCCCCAAACUAACGGGGUGGAUCUACAUGUCGGCCUUCGGGGCCAACUGCCGGCGGGUGUGUGAGCACUACAGGAAGCGGUGGCUGGACCCGGAGACGUUCAAAAGGCGAGAAGAUUGGGAGAGGAAGGCAGAUGCGAAGGAGUGUCCGAUAUGCCGUCGGAAGUUUGGGCCCUUCGUCAAGAGAUACAACUGCGUCAAGUGUGGGCUAGUUGUCGGUGGACACUGCUCCAGGAUGGAGGACGUGAGUGUGCGGGGGGUAGGGAUCACGAGUGUCCGAAUUUGCUACGCGUGCUUGAAGGCGGCGGGCAUGCUGACGACGAAUCCGGGUGCUGUCCGUCUCGAGGCACGACAGCCUGUCGUGCCUCGAGACUACUUCGACAGUGUCAAGAGCGAGGGGAAGGAUAUUCGAGAGCCGUUCUCGGCGUCGAGCGGGAGCUCCACCUUCUGCAUGAGUGCGUAAGGGACAAGUAAGCUUAGUGUUAUUUUCUUUACUACUACUGUAACGACUCGAUGGCACGAUGAUUUGGUUUGGUUU